Messenger RNA from Prunus avium (sweet cherry), 1374 nucleotides. Its product is annotated as autophagy-related protein 18a. Gene Ontology annotation, molecular function: protein binding. The record is from RefSeq and is a predicted model, not a curated record. NCBI's taxonomy places the organism in Eukaryota, Viridiplantae, Streptophyta, Magnoliopsida, Rosales, Rosaceae.
ACAAAUACACAACCCAUAAUCCAAUAAUAUCUUUCAAAGUUUAAAGCGUGCAGCAAAACCCUCCCAAAAAAAUAAAUAAAAACCCCAAGUCCUGCCUACCUCCACCGCCACCGAGUUUCAUGAGGCCAUGACCACCAUCUCCUCCUCCCCUGAUUUACUCACCACGCCCCAAAUGGCACACCCACAGCCUCUCCAUGCAGCCUCCGACCCCGAACCCGACGACUCUUCCUCUCUCUCCACCCAAAACCCAAGUCCAGGCCCAAACCCGAACCCGACCCAAAUCCCCACCCGCCCUUGUCGGCGGCGGACCCGACCCGCUCUACUCGCCCAACAAGGUCAUGAUUUGGGAGGACAACGAGUCCCGUUGCAUCUGCGAGCUCUCUUUCCGGUCCGAAGUCAAAGGGGUCAGGCUCCGCCGUGACCGAAUCGUCGUCGUUUUGGUCCAGAAGGUUUUCGUCUACAAUUUCACUGACUUAAAGCUCCUGCACCAAAUUGAGACCAUCGCCAACCCCAAAGGACUGUGUGAGGUCUCGAACGUGUCGGGUCAUCCGGUGCUGGUGUGCCCGGGGCUCCAAAAAGGUCAAAUUCGGAUCGAGAAUUACGGGUCAAAGCGGACCAAGUUUGUAAUGGCCCACGAUUCCAGGCUCGCCUGCUUGGCGCUCACGCAGGAUGGUCGGCUGCUAGCCACGGCCAGUAGCAAAGGCACUUUGAUCAGGAUUUUCAAUACUUUGGAUGGUUCAUUACUUCAAGAGGUAAGGAGAGGAGCAGACAGAGCAGAGAUUUACAGUCUUGCUUUUUCUUCUACUGCCCAAUGGCUAGCUGUCUCAAGUGAUAAGGGCACUGUCCAUGUUUUCAGCCUAAAGGUUGAUUCAGGAUCCUUGGGAAACAAUAGAUCAUGCAGUGCAUCAGAAAUCAGUCCUCCUAAUCCUUCCGGCAUUUCAUCUCUCUCUUUCAUGAAAGGUGUGUUGCCAAGGUAUUUCAGCUCAGAAUGGUCAGUGGCUAAAUAUCACUUGCAGGAAGGUUUGCAGUACACUGUUGCCUUUGGACACCAGAAGAACACAGUCGUGAUUCUUGGCAUGGAUGGAAGCUUCUAUCGUUGCCAAUUCGACCCUGUAAAUGGAGGAGAAAUGACUCAGCUGGAAUAUUAUAACUUCUUGAAGCCAGAUGAAACUUUUUGAAGUGGUGUAAAUAUAUUGUUCUUGGUAGCACCUUCAAGUUAUGCCUUUUUUCUUCCUUAAAUUAUUUAGGGUAUUGAAAUACAUUGUAAAUAUUCGAGGAAAUGAGAAUAUGCUAGAGAUCGGUAUCGGGGUUACACAUAUAUAACAGUUAUAUUAUGUAUCAAUGAAAAUAGUUUCAAUGAUCAACAAUUUUUUA